Messenger RNA from Saccharomycopsis crataegensis, 312 nucleotides. RefSeq names its product negative cofactor 2 transcription regulator complex subunit BUR6 (gene BUR6). Gene Ontology annotation, cellular component: negative cofactor 2 complex; nucleus. The transcript has a single exon. Bases 1 to 312 code for a protein of 103 amino acids. Lineage: Eukaryota; Fungi; Ascomycota; Saccharomycetes; Ascoideales; Saccharomycopsidaceae. Gene Ontology annotation, biological process: transcription by RNA polymerase II. Gene Ontology annotation, molecular function: protein heterodimerization activity; RNA polymerase II general transcription initiation factor activity; core promoter sequence-specific DNA binding. The record is from RefSeq and is a predicted model, not a curated record.
AUGUCAGAUCCCACAGAUAAUACCGCUCCAAAAUACGAAUUGAUCAAAACACACUUCCCUGCUGCCCGUAUCAAGAAGUUGAUGCAAAGUGAUGAAGACAUUGGGAAAGUGGCCCAAGCAACCCCAGUAGUGGUGGGUAAAGCCCUCGAAAUCUUCAUGUGCUCCCUCAUCGAGAAGUCAUGUGAAGAGGCAAGAAAAGCCGGGUCCAGAAGAAUCGGUGCCCAACAUGUCAAGUCUGCUGUGGAAACUAAUGAAAAAUUCGAUUUCCUAGUAGAGUUGAUGGAAAAGUAUACAGGUGUUGAUCCUCAUUGA